CUCCCUUUCACUUUGACGGCCGCGGGGACUGAUGACGUCACGCAGGAGCGUCCACACUGACGGUGUUUGGACGUGUAAACAAGUGGACGUGUCUCAUGUAGGACGACGUUGCGGCCGCAUCAUGGAGAAACCUCCGUUCAGGCAGAACCAGAACUGCGGGGACUGGGAGCUGAAAGAACGGCUGGGAAUGGGAGGCUUCGCUCACGUAUAUCUCUACCAGCAUCAAGCGAGUGAUGAGAAGCUGGCGGUGAAGAUGUGCCGACUGGAACUGACGCCGAGGAACAAGGACCGCUGGAGUCGAGAGAUCCAGAUCAUGAAGAAGUUGAACCACAUCAACGUAGUGACUGCGCGGGACGUUCCGGAAGAAAUGAAGUUGAUCGCCAUGAAUGACCUUCCCCUGCUCGCCAUGGAGUUCUGCUCGCGCGGGGACUUGAGGAAGGUCCUGAGCAGACCCGAGAACUGCUGCGGGCUAAAGGAGAGCGAGGUUCUGUCUUUACUCAAUGACGUUGGUUCCGGCAUCCAGUAUCUGCAUGAGAACAAGAUCAUCCAUCGAGACCUGAAACCGGAGAACAUUGUGCUGCAGGAAACCAAUGGGAAGCUGGUCCACAAGAUCAUUGACUUGGGCUACGCCAAAGACCUGGACCAAGGCAGUCUGUGCACGUCGUUUGUGGGCACGCUGCAGUACCUGGCGCCUGAGUUGUUUGAGAACAAAGCGUACACGGUCAGCGUGGACUACUGGAGCUUUGGCACCAUGAUCUUUGAGUGCUCCUGUGGUUUCCGGCCCUUUCUGCACAAUCUGCAGCCCGUGCAGUGGGCCAGCAAAGUGCGGAACAAAGGUCCGAAAGACAUCAUGGCGGUGGAGGAGCCCAACGGAGAAGUUCGCUUCUCCACUCGUCUUCCGUACCCCAACAACCUGAGCAGGACGCUGCUGGAGCCCAUGGAAGCUUUGCUCCAACUCAUGCUCAAGUGGGACCCGGUCCAGAGAGGAGGUGGAGUCCAUCCCGACAGCAGGAAGCCGCUCUGCUUUGAGCUUCUGGAUCAGAUUCUCAGCAUGAAGGUGGUCCACAUCCUCAACAUGACCACGGCCCAGGUGCACUCCUUCCAGCUGGCGCCAGACGAGUCCCUGCACAGUCUUCAGAAGCGCAUCCAGGCCGAGAGCGGGAUCGACGUGGUCCGCCAGGAGCUACUACAGGAGACGGGCGUGUCUCUGGACCCUCGCAAGCCGGCGGCUCAGUGCGUCCUCGACGGUGUGCGAGGCUGGGACUCGUACAUCGUCUACUUGUUCGACAAGAGCGCCACCGAGUACUCGGGGCCAUUCAGCGCCAGACAGCUGCCCGAUAAGGUCAACACCAUCGUCCAGGAGGCCCGAACACAGCUGCCCCUCGCCGCGCUCAAGAAGGUUUGGGGCGAAGCUGUCAGCUACAUCUGCGGCCUCAAAGAUGACUACAGUCGUCUCUUCCAGGGACAGAGAGCUGCCAUGCUGAGUCUCCUGCGCUACAACACCAACCUGACGAGGUGCAAGAACAGCAUGUUCGGAUUCUCCCAACAGUUGAAAGCCAAGCUGGACUUCUUCAGGAGCAGCAUCCAGUACGACCUGGAGAAGUACAGCGACCAGAUGCACUACGGCAUUUCCUCUGAGAAGAUGCUGAAGGCCUGGCAGGAGAACGAGGAGCGAGCGGCGGCCUUUGCUCAGGUGGCGGAGGUGGGCCAUCUGGAUGACGAGAUCAUGGCGCUGCACUCUGAGAUCGUGGAGCUUCAGAGGAGUCCGUACGCUCGUCGCCAAGGCGACAAGAUGGAGCAGCUCGAAGAGAAGGCCAUGGAGCUCUACAAGCAGCUGAAGAUGAAAUGCAAAGUGCCAGAAGCAGACGUGAGCAGCGACAGUUCCGAGAUGGUCAAGGCCAUCAUCCAGACGGUCCACAACCAGGACAAAGUGCUGAAAGAUCUGUACACACAUCUAAGUAAGAUCCUGAGCAGUAAGCAGAAGAUCAUCAACUUGUUUCCGCGGAUCGAAAAGACGCUGGAGAGCAUCAAGGAGGCGGACAACACGGUCAUGCAGAUGCAGAUCAAGCGGCAGCGAGAGUUCUGGCACCUUCUCAAGAUCGCAUGCGCUCAGAACUCUGCACGUAGCUCAAUGGCCGCCAGUCCCGAGGGGUCCAACCCGCCGCAGGUCUCCCAGUGGUCCCAGUCAGCUCCGCCCGUCAGCGCACCGCACCCUCUCACGUCACUUCCCGGACCCAAUGACAGCGACGCCGCCCCCCGCCUGCUGCAGGAGACGCAGAAGUACCUGAGUCAGCUGACCAGCCUCAUGCAGGAAGCCGCUGACGAGCAGGCUAAGAGCAUCGUGGACCAAGACUGGAGUUGGACCAAGUAUGAAACGUUAAGCACCAAACUCAAAAAGAGAAACGCGUAGGUCACACUGCCCCCCCCCCAAUGCUGUUCAACACUAAAGUCAGGAUGUGGCGUUGUCGUCUUGACAUGUAUGAUCCUGGCAUGAAGAGACAGUUGACACACAGGCUUUUUUUUUUUUUUUUUUGGACCCCUCAUGUUGUUGUGCCCCCCCUCCCAUCCAAAACGCUGAGGAAGUCACAACCAACUAAGCCCUGUCACCUUUCUGCUCAUUGAGGACGUGAUCACAAUGAUUGAUUGAUGGGACCAAACAAGCCAGCCACACACACACACACACACACGGUUGCACAUUGAUUUUCACGUUCUUGUGUGUUUGUUGCAGUGCAAUGGACAAAUAUUUGUCAUCUUUCUGAAGGUUCAAUAAAGAUGACUUGACUCUGUGUAAAAAAAAAAAGUCUUUAUUACAGAUGACAGAUGUCAGUGCCCCCUGGUGGACAUCACGUGUAUCACACUCUUCUAUGUACGCUCCCGCGUGGAGCAUCGUAAUGCUAUUUCUGACUUCGCUCCA
Molecule: messenger RNA, 2914 nt
Organism: Doryrhamphus excisus (bluestripe pipefish)
Lineage: Eukaryota; Metazoa; Chordata; Actinopteri; Syngnathiformes; Syngnathidae
Product: inhibitor of nuclear factor kappa-B kinase subunit alpha
Biological process (GO): positive regulation of transcription by RNA polymerase II; peptidyl-serine phosphorylation; tumor necrosis factor-mediated signaling pathway
Cellular component (GO): IkappaB kinase complex; cytoplasm
Molecular function (GO): ATP binding; IkappaB kinase activity
Source: RefSeq, a predicted model, not a curated record